GAGAUUUGUCUAUUCUUUUUAACGUAUCAUAUUAAAGAGGAAACGCUUCCUCUUUUAACCUGCUGCGCAAACUUCAAAGGCAGUCAGCCUGGAGGUGGCUGCUGGUCCCAACCCCUUGUGACUUGCCGAGAGAGUGAGUGACUUGCCGCCACUGGCGAGAAACCGGCAGGAUGAUUGCUCGCUCGGGUCGACCGCUCUCUUCCUGACCGCCAGUCUGCCCUCCUCUCUUAUGUCGCUUUGGGGUUCUGUUGGAGAAUGGCUGCCAGGGUUUGGACUCAUAGCUACAGGUCUGCAGCGCUUUUCACCUAUUCCGUGUUUUUCCUUCUGUGGCGUGCCGAAACUCAUGGCAAUCUGGACAGUAGUGAAGUCAUGGAAAGGGACCAAAGCAAAGAGGAGGAUGUGGCCCAUUGGUGGGGAGAGUGGAGCUCCUGGUCCACCUGUAGUCGGAGCUGUGGGGGAGGAGUUAUGUCCCAGGAGAGGCACUGUUUACAACAAAGGCUUAUAAUUUCACAAAGUAAAAAUGGCACUUUUUGCACUGGAUCGCCAAGACGCUAUCACUUAUGUCAAAUCCAGCCUUGUCCAAAUAAUGUUGCAAGUUUCAAACAACAGCAAUGUUCAGCUUUCAAUGCCAAAGCAUUUAGUGGCCGAUAUUAUCACUGGGUUCCAUUGUAUCCAGAUGACUACAUUAAUAUUUCAAACAAGCCGUGUGACCUGCAGUGCACUACUACUGACGGAGAACGGCAGUUAAUGGUUACUGCUCAAGAUGGGACAUCUUGCCGAGACAGAACAUAUCAGGGUGUCUGUAUCACUGGCCGAUGUGAGCCCAUCGGAUGCGACGGCCUCCUUUAUUCCUCCAAAAGACUGGAUAAAUGUGGACUGUGUGGCGGCGAUGGCAGCACCUGUUUCCGGAUCUCAGGCACCUAUCGACGAGGCAUCACACACUUAGGUUACCUCUUUAUUACAAACAUUCCUGUUGGUGCUUCUGACAUCCAAAUAAUUGAACGGAGAAAAACAGAAAAUAUUCUAGCUCUUGCAGAUGAAGGUGGCUACUUUUUCUUUAAUGGGAACACAGCGAUUGACAAUCCUCGGAAUUUUCGAGUGGCCGGUACGGUGUUCAAGUACAGACGACCUGCGAAUCCGCUGUCUGAUGGCUUUGAAUACAUUAUUGCCCAAGGACCAACCAACCAAGGACUGAAUGUGAUGUACUACAACUUGAAUGGGAAGAUGCCACACGUAACGUAUGAGUACACGAUCCCGCGGCCACCUGUGUUGAAGUCUGCACCGCCCGAUCAGAGUCCUUUCUACUUCAGUGUUCCUGAGUCUAAGUAUGAAGAUGGUGACAACAACUGGCAUCAAGUCAAGCUCCACUCAGGCCCUAAUGCUCUGCAGUCCAACGUGAUCAGCCUAAGCCCGACACCCUGGAAUACAACAAGUACGUUGCACCACCCCCAUUUCCACAGUAGCUUUAGAAGCCCUUCCCAGCAGAACAGUCUGCGAGCGAUGUGUGGGAACAGUUCUCUGAAUACUGCUCUGCCCAUCCUCUGUACAGAACUUCAGGCCAACCUGUCAACGAGACUCGGAUCUGAAAAUUUCACCAGCCACUCCAGAAUUGGACCCAGCGGCCAGCAACUUGAGGAACCAAAGCAGGAGCGCAUACUUGAACGACUUCAUACGGACUCGGAGCCGGGUAUCAACACUGGAACUGAGGAGAGAUUUAGCUACAGCCUAUUAACUGAUUCACUUUACCCGCUUUCCAAUUCCACCUCAUUCCACCUCUUGAAUUUAGUUAAUAACCACAGGGCAGAGCCUGUGCAGUCACCAGACACUGAAAGCAUUGAGUUUGAAGGUGGGGAGAUUGACCAUGACAUCAGUCUGGCUGACAUGUACAGAUGGAAGGUAUCAGCGUACGCACCCUGCAGUUCCACAUGUACCACAGGGAUUACCACUUCUUAUGCUAUGUGUGUCAGGUAUGAUGGAGUGGAGGUGGACGAGUCUCACUGUGAUGCUGUUACCAGGCCUGAGCCAACACACGAGUUUUGUUUAGGAAGGGAAUGCCCUCCCAGGUGGGAGACUAGCAGAUGGAGUGAGUGUUCGCGGACCUGCGGGGAAGGCUAUCAGUUCAGGACAGUACGGUGCUGGAAGAUGAUUGCUCCUGGUUUUGACAGCUCCGUUUAUGACGAGUUGUGUGAAGGUGCCGAGCUGACCAGGCCCGUGGAGCGUAAACUCUGCAAAAACAAGGGGUGUGGGCCCCAGUGGGAGGUGUCGGAAUGGUCAGAGUGUUCAGCCCGGUGCGGAAGCAGAGGAGUGAUGAGACGGGAAGUGCGCUGCUCGGUGGAGCCUCGCCUGUGCAAUGAGUACACCAAGCCAAGCAACAAGAAGGAGUGCGCGGGCCCUCCGUGUGACCGGCGCUGGACUGCAUCGGACUGGGGGCCGUGUUCGGGAGCUUGUGGUGAGGGUCGGAUGAUGCGGUAUGUGGUUUGCAGAAACAACGAGGGGAAGGUCUUGCCAGAUUCACAGUGUGAUGCGACAGUGAAGCCCUUGGUGGUACACCCCUGUGGAGAUAAAGACUGCCCGCCUCACUGGGUGUCACAGGAGUGGGAGCAGUGCAAUGCCACUUGUGGUCGAGGUAGGAAGACCCGAAGGAUUCUGUGUGCCGGCUUGGAAAACGGAAUUUACAAGGAGUAUGAGGAGAGACAAUGCAGACACACCAAGAAGCCUGAUGAGGAGGCUGCCUGUUUUGAGAGGCCCUGCUCAAAGUGGUUCAAAACCUCCUGGUCGCAGUGUAGUAAGACCUGUGGCAGUGGUGUCAAAGUUCGGGAGGUGAAAUGCUACCAAGGCGAUGAGAUUGGACAAGGAUGUGAUCCAUCCACAAAACCAGAGACAAAAGAGACCUGUGAAGUUCAGCCCUGUCCUACAGAUGCACCAGAUGACAACUGUCAGGAUAAAGUGACGGCCAACUGUGCUCUGGUGCUGAAGGUGAAGCUGUGCACACACUGGUACUACAGGAAAGCCUGCUGCAGAUCUUGUAAGAACAGGGCAUAGAUCCACUGACAACUCAGUCCUGCAGGGAAGCUAUAGAAAAUUGGUUGGGAGGCAAGGUAAACCAGAAACAGUCCUCUGAACCAAGCUCAAAACAAAAUCACAGCACAUCCACCAUAACUUAUUGGAGUCACAAACUUUUACCACUCAUCCUCUUUUCUUCUUAGUUCCCAAGGUUGGCAGUGUGUCUUGCCUUAUUUCCCAAUCCCAGAUUCCACUAGUUCCUCAUUCUGCCCCAGUUCUGAGGUCUGCCCUCCUCAGACAACGGGCCUCGGACAUGGACACGGACACAUUCAAGUGUCGUCUUCACUCAUCAGGGCCGUGGGCUUUAAUCCAGAGCUCUCCUGUGACCCAUCUUCCAAAACAGCCAGCACUCCUGCUGUCCCACUGCCAGCUCACUGUGUAACGCUGUGGAGCAGUCAGUGUUGUCUGAGUGAGAGAUGUGGAGUCUGGGUUGAAAGGAUUAGCUGCUAUUUGACUAUUUCUAGUGAUCUUUUAACAACAGUAAUUCCAUGAUAUUCACAGGCAGUAAAAUAUCAUAAGGAGUCUUUGGCCUUUGUGAUGACAGGUUUGUAAAUAAUAAAAGUUAAAUGUUUAAAAGCUGACCUGGUACUAAUUUGAAUACCUUGACAUCUCCCACCAUUUGCAAGUACUGUAUUAGAUAUUGUUUACAAGCAUACCUAGAGCCAGAGAGUUAAUAUUGUACCAAGGUUUCUUCAGUCUCUCUACUCUUCCACAUACCUACUUCCCUCUCCAGCCCUCAGAAGAACUUGAGAAUGCAUUUUGUCUCCACUGCUCUGCAACCCAGGAGUGUGAAAGAGAUGCAGCCUCUCAUUUUUGACUCCUUCACUCUCCAUCCUGUCCAUUCAGCCUUGUAGUGUCCCACAGCAGCAUGCCUGAGUUUGGGAAUUUGUGGUUGAGGCUGCACCCUAGCACUGAAGGUCCCACGAUGCACGGCACUGCUGACAUACUUGCUCCCUAAAGAUAAUACACAGCAGGUGUAAAUAGCAAGAGGGAUUGUUGGGGGGAGGUCUGCUUCUGUGUUCAGUGUACUCUUCCCAGUUAACGACUUGACAAUCACCUUAGACUGGAGGAGGAGGAAUGAAUGAGUGAAUAGACACACACAUGCAGGACAGCGUUUUAUUGUAGGCAAGCAGGCCCUGCCCAGUGGCACAUCUGGCAAGUGACAAUGUGACUCCCUUUUGCAUGCAUUUUGGUUGCAAGUUUGCUUGCAGUCGGACUGUAAAUGAUGUGAAAAUUUUCUACAGUUUAAGCUGCUCCUGUUUCUGCUUUGGAAGGUAAAAUUAACAUUCCUUUUAAAUCUAAGUUUGUGUUGUGGCACCUUCAAUGCUAGGUUGUAUUUUGGUUAAAUCAACGUAGCUUUAAUAUCUGAUGACAGUGAAUGGAUGCUUCCGAGUGCUAAUUGUACAGCAGCCCUUUAGAAUAAUUUUACAAUGACAGAUCAUUGAUGUACUGUAGCUAUAUUAUUAGAAACAGCUGUACAG
This is a messenger RNA of Mobula hypostoma (lesser devil ray), 4544 nucleotides long. Its product is annotated as ADAMTS-like protein 2. Gene Ontology annotation, biological process: proteolysis; extracellular matrix organization. The coding region runs from base 256 to 3042 and encodes 928 amino acids. Gene Ontology annotation, cellular component: extracellular matrix. The transcript has 19 exons. Lineage: Eukaryota; Metazoa; Chordata; Chondrichthyes; Myliobatiformes; Myliobatidae. The record is from RefSeq and is a predicted model, not a curated record. Gene Ontology annotation, molecular function: metalloendopeptidase activity.